Pipistrellus nathusii (Nathusius's pipistrelle) is the source of this 4971-nucleotide messenger RNA. The record is from the annotation of a GenBank genome assembly. NCBI's taxonomy places the organism in Eukaryota, Metazoa, Chordata, Mammalia, Chiroptera, Vespertilionidae.
AUGGGGAACUCGGAGAGCCAGUACACAUUCCAGGGCGCCAAGCACCAGGGCCACGCGGUGCCCGGCGCCAAGCCGAAGCCGUGCUCCCUGAAGAUCCGCAGCAUCCACGCCAAGGACGACAAGUCCCCGCUCGGCUGGGCCCCCGGGGGCAGCGCGGGCUACAAGUCGCGCUCGCUGGCCCGCAGCUGCCUGUCCCACUUCAAGAGCGGCCAGCCCUACGCCCCGCGGCCCGGCCCGGCCGGCAAGGCCCCCAAGGGCGGCGCCCCCGCCAAGCCGCGGCCCAUCGGCGGCCCCGGGGCCGAGAACGGCUUCCGCGGCCCCCGCCUCGCCGGCCCGGAGCCCGAGGGGAGCCACGCGGCCGCCAGGGACCGCCCCGGGGGCCGCCUGCUGCGCUGCUACGCGGGCACCGAGGGCACCGCGUCCACCGCGUCCACCGCGUCCACGCCGCCCGCCGAGGACCCGCGGAGCCCCCGCGUGCUCAUCAGGACGCUGGGCAGGCUGGACGGCUGCCUCCGCGUGGAGUUCCACAGCGGGGCCGGCCCCCCGAGGGCGCCCCCCGAGGCCGCGGCCGCGGGCGGGCCGGUGCGGCUGCUGCGCUACUCGCCCGGCGCCCCGGGCCCCCGCGCGCCCAGCCCGCGCCCCUCGCCCGCGCGCUCCCGCCCGCGCUCCAGCAAGGGCAGCUCCUCCCCGAGCUCCGAGUCCUCCUGGUACGACUCGCCCUGGGGCCAGGCGGAGGGCAGCGAGGCCGAGGGCCCGUCCCCGGCGCCCAGCCUGCCCGCCGGCUCCCCGCCCCGGGGCGCCCCGCAGCCCUUCCCGCAGAGCGCGUCCCUGUCCUCGCUGCGGGACCUCCCCGGGCGCGCCCGCCUCUCGCAGGAGGACCUCAGCCGCCGCGUGUCCUUCGCCUCCGACAUGGACGUGCUGGCCCGCGGCGGGCGCGGGGAGCCCGGCCCGUACGCGUCCUUCACGCUGCCCUGCAGGAGGUCCAAGGCGCUGGCCGAGGACGCCGCGGCCAAGAAGGACACGCUGAAGGCCAGGAUGCGCCGCCUCAGCGACUGGACCGGGAGCCUGUCCCGCAAGAAGCGGAAGCUGCAGGAGCCGAGGUCCAAGGAGGGCAGCGACUACUUCGACAGCCGCUCGGACGGCCUGAACGCGGACGGCCCGGGGCCCCUCCCGGCGCUGUGGGCGGGGGGCUCGGCGCAGCUCCUGGCCCAGAGGAGCGAGUCCGCUCACGCCCUCGGCGGCGACCCGCUGCGCCAGGACAUCUACGAGAACUUCAUGCGGGAGCUGGAGGGCGGCCGGGCCCACGCGGAGCACGCGGACACGUCCACGGACACGGCCGAGUCCAGCAGCGGGUCGCUCAGCUCGCUGGAGCAGCUGGACCUGCUCUUCGAGAAGGAGCAGGGGGUGGUGCGCAAGGCCGGCUGGCUCUUCUUCAAGCCCCUGGUCACGCUGCAGAAGGAGAAGAAGCUGGAGCUGGUGGCCCGGAGGAGGUGGAAGCAGUACUGGGUGACGCUGAAAGGCUGCACGCUGCUCUUCUACGAGACCUACGGCAAGAACUGCCUGGACCAGAGCGGCGCGCCCCGCUGCGCCCUGUUCGCCGAGGACAGCGUCGUGCAGGCCGUGCCCGAGCACCCCAAGAAGGAGAACGUGUUCUGCCUCAGCAACGCCUUCGGGGACGUCUACCUGUUCCAGGCCACCAGCCAGACGGACCUGGAAAACUGGGUCACCGCCAUCCACUCGGCCUGCGCAUCCCUCUUCGCCAAGAAGCGAGGCAAGGAGGACACGGUGCGGCUGCUGAAGGCCCAGACCCGGAGCCUGGCGCAGAAGAUCGACAUGGACAGCAAGAUGAAGAAGAUGGCCGAGCUGCAGCUGUCCGUGGUCAGCGACCCCAAGAACAGGAAAGCCAUCGAGAACCAGAUCCAGCAGUGGGAGCAGAACCUGGAGCGGUUCCACAUGGAGCUGUUCCGGAUGCGCUGCUACCUGGCCAGCCUGCAGGGCGGCGAGCUGCCCAACCCCAAGAGCCUCCUGGCCGCCGCCAGCCGCCCCUCCAAGCUGGCCCUGGGCCGGCUGGGCAUCCUGUCCGUCUCCUCCUUCCACGCCCUGGUGUGUUCUCGAGACGACUCUGCUUUCCGCAAGCGAACGCUCUCGCUGACCCAGCGAGGAAGGAGCAAGAAGGGCCUGUUUUCCUCUCUGAAAGGGCUGGACACGCUGGCGAGGAGAGGGAAGGAGAAGCGGCCCUCCCUCACUCAGGUGGACGAGCUUCUGCACACGUGCGGCUCAGCAGUGGACGGUGCUCCCCGAGACCCCCCGUGGGAAGCCCAGACCUACAUUCACUUCCAGGACAGCCAGGGCGUUACCGUGGCGAUCAAGCCGGACCACAGAGUGGAGGACAUCCUGACCUUGGCGUGCAAGAUGAGGCAGGUGGAACCCAGCCACUAUGGCCUGCAGCUCCGGAAACUGGUGGAUGAAAACAUCGAAUACUGCAUCCCUGCACCCUACGAGUUCCUGCAGGAACAGGUUUAUGACGAAAUCGAAGUCUUCCCGCUGAAUGUGUAUGACGUGCAGCUCACGAAGCCCGGGAGUGCGUCUGACUUCGGGUUCGCGGUGACCGCACAGGUGGACGAGCACCAGCAUCUCAGCCGGAUCUUCAUCAGCGAUGUCCUCCCCGACGGCCUGGCGUACGGAGAAGGACUGAGGAAGGGCAACGAGAUCAUGACCUUGAACGGGGAAGCGGUGUCUGACCUUGACCUGAAGCAGAUGGAGGCCCUGUUCUCAGAGAAGAGCGUGGGGCUCACGCUGAUCGGCCGGCCGCCGGGCACCAAGGGGACCCUGUGCCCCUCCUGGUCGGACAGUGACCUCUUCUCCAGGGACCAGCAGGGCCCGCUGCCCCCUCCCAACCAGUCCCAGCUGCUGGAGGAGUUCCUGGACAACUUCAGGAAGGACACGGCGAGCGAUUUCAGCAAUGUCCCCGACAUCACCACCGGCCUGAAGAGGAGCCAGACGGAUGGCACGCUGGAUCAGGCUUCCCACAGGGAGAAGAUGGAGCAGACGUUCAGGAGUGCGGAACAGAUCGCCACGCUGUGCAGGAGUUUUAACGCCACCCAGCCUGGCAGCAUGGAAGGACCGCGGGAGGGCCAGGCCCCACCUCCACGGCCCCUGGCCCGCCACCUGUCGGAUGCGGAUCGCCUCCGAAAAGUCAUCCAGGAGCUGGUGGACACAGAGAAGUCCUACGUGAAGGAUCUGAGCUGCCUCUUUGAAUUAUACUUGGAGCCGCUUCAAAAUGAGACGUUUCUUACCCAAGACGAGAUGGAGUCGCUCUUCGGAAGUCUGCCAGAGAUGCUGGAAUUCCAGAAGGUGUUUCUGGAGACGCUGGAGGAUGGCAUUUCGGCGGCGGCUGACUUUAACGUACUUGAAACCCCCUCGCAGUUUAGGAAACUACUGUUCUCCCUGGGAGGCUCUUUCCUUUACUAUGCCGACCACUUCAAGCUGUACAGCGGAUUCUGUGCUAAUCACAUCAAAGUGCAGAAGGUUCUGGAGCGAGCCAAAACUGACAACGCUUUCAAGGCCUUCCUGGAUGCCCGGAACCCCACCAAGCAGCACUCGUCCACGCUGGAGUCCUACCUCAUCAAGCCUGUGCAGAGGGUGCUCAAGUACCCGCUGCUGCUCAGGGAGCUGGUGUCCCUGACGGACCACGACAGUGAGGAGCACUACCACCUGACAGAAGCGCUGAAAGCAAUGGAAAAGGUAGCGAGCCACAUCAAUGAGAUGCAGAAGAUUUAUGAGGAUUACGGGACCGUGUUUGACCAGCUGGUCGCGGAGCAGAGCGGCACCGAGAGGGAGGUGACAGAGCUUUCCAUGGGGGAGCUUCUGCUGCACUCGCCCGUGGCCUGGCUGAACCCGUUUCUGUCUCUAGGAAAGGCCAGGAAGGACCUUGAGCUCACAGUGUUUGUUUUUAAGAGAGCUGUCAUACUGGUUUAUAAAGAAAACUGCAAACUGAAAAAGAAAUUGCCCUCCAACGCCCGGCCUGCACACAGCUCUGCUGACUUGGACCCGUUUAAGUUUCGCUGGCUGAUCCCCAUAUCCGCACUUCAAGUCAGACUGGGGAACGCAGCAGGAACAGAAAACUCUUCCAUCUGGGAGCUGAUCCACACCAAGUCAGAAACAGAGGGGCGGCCGGAAACCGUCUUCCAGCUGUGCUGCAGUGACAGCGAAAGCAAAACCAGCAUCGUCAAGGUGAUCCGAUCCAUCCUGAGGGAGAACUUCAGGCGGCACAUAAAGAGCGAACUCCCCCCAGAGAGAGCGAGCAAGGACCGCCUGGUGCCCCUUAAGAACCGCGUUCCUGUCUCAGCCAAGUUAGCUUCGUGCAGGUCCCUGAAAGUCCUCAGGAACUCCUCCCGCAGCGAGUGGCCGGGGGAGCCGGGCCAGGGCAGCUCGCUGGACUCCGACGACUGCAGCCUGAGCAGCAGCACGCAGAGCAGCGGCUGCCAGCCGGCGGGGGGCGGGCAGGACACCCCGAAACACCCCCAAACAAGCCUGCCGGACUUUCCGGACAGUCUCAUCAAAGAGAGUGACAUUCUGAGCGACGAGGAGGAGGACGACUACCAGCAGACCCUGAGGCUGGGCAGCCCCACCAAAGACAUAGAAAUCCAGUUCCAGAGGCUGAGGAUCUCCGAGGACCCGGAUGCUUCCCCUGAGGAGCAGCAGCCGGGCUCCGAUGGCCGGCCACCAGGGGAGCAGCCCAAACUGGUCCGGGGACACUUCUGUGCCAUCAAACGGAAAGCCAACAGCACCAGAAGGGAGAGGGGAACUCUGCUAAAGGCGCAGACGCGCCACCAGUCCCUCGACAGCCACUCUGAAAGUGCCAACCUUGACCUCAACUCCGUGCUCGAGCGAGAGUUCAGCGUCCAGAGCCUGACGUCGGUGGUCAGCGAGCAGUGCUUCUAUGAGACGGAGAGUCCCGGGGACUCCUAG